Meloidogyne enterolobii is the source of this 799-nucleotide messenger RNA. The record is from the annotation of a GenBank genome assembly. Lineage: Eukaryota; Metazoa; Nematoda; Chromadorea; Rhabditida; Meloidogynidae.
AAAUUUUAAUUUUCUACAUUUAAACCCUCUACCCCUUAAAUUUUAUUUUUUAAAAGAGAAAAAAAUGUUUGGGACAGCUUUAAAAAGACUUUCAAUCUUUCCACUACACAAAAUUACUUGGCCUUUUUUACCUAGAAAUUUAUCUUUUUUAAAUUUAUUAAAAUCUGGUGAUUACGAAUAUGAAGAUCCAAAAUGUGAAGAUGAAGUUGUUAAUGUUACUUAUGUUACUAGAGAUGGGCAAGCUAAAAAAGUUAGAGGAAAAGUUGGGGAUAACGCUAUGUAUUUGGCACACAGAUAUAAUAUAGAAAUUGAAGGAGCCUGUGAAGCUUCUUUAGCUUGUUGUACUUGCCAUGUUUAUGUUGAUGACAAAUUUUAUGAUAAAUUGCCUGCUCCGGUUGAAGACGAGGAAGACAUGUUAGAUAUGGCCCCAUUAUUAAAACCAAAUUCAAGGCUUUCUUGUCAAAUAAUUUUAAAUAAAGAACUGGAAGGAAUUAUUUUAACGUUGCCAAAAAUUACAAGAAAUUUUUAUGUUGAUGGGCAUGUGCCUGAACCUCAUUAAAUUAAAAUUUAGUUGUUUUUUUUUUUAAAUAUAUUUAAAUAUUUAUUUUUAAUUAUAAAAAUAAAUCGGUGUAAAAUUUUAUUUUUUUUAUAGACCCAAAUUUUUAUGCAAAAUUUUCAUUUAUUUUAUUGAGAAAAUAUCCAUAUUGUAUUAUUUUAGGGGCUUCUUUAGGUAAAUAGAAGUCCCUAUUCAUGGUAAUAGGAUUAAAAAAAUAGUUUGGAACGCGACGAGAGAUCUCUA